AUGCAGCAAGGUCAAAGAGGCAGGGUCACCUUGGCGCUGGGCAAGCGGGCACCUUGUCCCGUUGGGCGCUGGCGGGCGCAGGGCGCAGGCGCGCGCACGUGGGCUCCGGCACGCAGCGCUGCGGCCUGCGCCGCGGCCGCUCAACGCCUCGACGCCGUCGAGCCUCCCGGGCGCCCCGUUUUGAGGCCGGGGAGGCCUAUCGGCCAGGCCGGGAAGGGGCGAGCCGCGAAGGUCGUUCCCAAGGUCGUGGCCGGACGUGCGGCGCGGAGCCACGCGGAGUGCAUGCGGGACUCGUUGUACGUGCCGGAGCCCCGAGCCCUCAUGCCCGCCGCGCACCCCGCCCCUCCGGGCCCGACUCCCAGACCCCAGCUCUCCCCCGGGGUCCCCACGGGGGCGCGACUCGCCGGAACCUGGGAGCGCCGCUGGGGACUCAGCCAACCUGAUACUUCUUUACACUUGAUUCACCCUGGUUUUGAGGUUCCUGUUGUGCAGGGAACCCCCAAAAUAGCAAUUCCCAUUGUCCAGACUGAAACCGGCGAGCUGCGGCCGCGCUUCCUCUGGAGCGUGGCGAGGAGCUCUGACUGUCUUCAUCCAGUUUUCCCUUCUCUCCUUCCCCUCGCAGGGCUCUUCAGAGCUGCUGUGCCCAGUGGUGCCUCCACUGGGAUCUAUGAGGCCCUGGAGCUCCGGGACAAUGAUAAGACCCGGUAUCUGGGCAAAGGUGUCUCAAAGGCUGUUGAGCACAUCAAUAAAACGAUUGCGCCUGCCCUGGUUAGCAAGAAGGUGAACGUGACGGAACAGGAAAAGAUCGACAAGCUGAUGAUUGAGAUGGAUGGAACUGAGAAUAAAUCAAAAUUUGGUGCAAAUGCCAUUCUGGGCGUGUCCCUCGCUGUGUGCAAGGCCGGAGCUGUUGAGAAGGGAGUCCCCCUAUACCGUCACAUUGCUGACUUAGCUGGCAAUUCCGAAGUUAUCCUGCCAGUUCCUGCUUUCAAUGUGAUCAACGGCGGCUCCCAUGCCGGCAACAAGCUGGCCAUGCAGGAGUUCAUGAUCCUCCCCGUCGGGGCAGCCAACUUCAAGGAGGCCAUGCGCAUCGGGGCCGAGGUAUACCACAACCUGAAGAACGUCAUCAAGGAGAAGUAUGGCAAGGAUGCCACCAAUGUCGGGGAUGAAGGCGGAUUUGCCCCCAACAUCUUGGAGAACAAAGAAGCCCUGGAGCUGCUGAAGAAUGCUAUUGGGAAAGCUGGUUACACCGACAAGGUGGUGAUUGGCAUGGACGUAGCUGCCUCCGAGUUCUUCAACAAGACUAAUCCCAGAGCGCCCCUGCGUUUAACCCCUGUGGCAGGAAGUUCCUCAAGAUUGAGCCGAGACCAGCUCAACUACCUCCUUUGCUCAGUGGUGUCUAUCGAAGACCCCUUCGACCAGGAUGACUGGGACGCUUGGGCCAAGUUCACUGCCAGUUCAGGGAUCCAGGUGGUAGGGGAUGAUCUCACAGUGACCAACCCGAAGCGAAUCGCCAAGGCCGUGGGCGAGAAGUCGUGCAACUGCCUCCUGCUCAAAGUGAACCAGAUCGGCUCCGUGACCGAAUCUCUGCAGGCGUGCAAGCUGGCCCAGUCCAAUGGAUGGGGCGUCAUGGUGUCUCAUCGUUCUGGGGAGACCGAGGAUACUUUCAUUGCUGACCUGGUGGUGGGACUCUGCACUGGACAGAUCAAGACUGGUGCGCCGUGCCGAUCUGAACGCCUGGCCAAGUACAACCAGAUCCUCAGAAUUGAAGAGGAGCUGGGCAGCAAGGCCAAGUUUGCUGGCCAGAAGUUCAGAAAUCCCCUCGCCAAAUAAGCUGGGCAGGCAGACCUCUGGUAGCCCCUCCCCCGAGCCUGUCGGUGUUCUCGCCGCUUCAUUAGAGCUGCCCCCGCAGCCAAGCCAGACCAUCUGGACGCCUGUUGGAAACCCCAGCUUUGUGAUCCUGUGACAGCCCAACUCCUCACCCUUCUCUCAAGCUUCCCACCAAGUGUCCCAGUGGCAUCCCAAGGUGUCAACAGGCAGUGGUUUUGUUUGCAAAAUAAACAUCAGUGACCCCUGA
Molecule: messenger RNA, 2074 nt
Organism: Echinops telfairi (small Madagascar hedgehog)
Lineage: Eukaryota; Metazoa; Chordata; Mammalia; Afrosoricida; Tenrecidae
Gene: ENO1
Product: enolase 1
Exons: 13
Coding region: 1-1830 (609 amino acids)
Biological process (GO): glycolytic process
Cellular component (GO): phosphopyruvate hydratase complex
Molecular function (GO): magnesium ion binding; phosphopyruvate hydratase activity
Source: RefSeq, a predicted model, not a curated record